CCCUUUUUUCCAAUAUCAAUUAAACUUUUUUGGUGUUCCGGCUAGUUAACGUUCAGUGGGGUAUUUUUUUAGAAUAACUGUAGCUAUUUUAUUGGUAAAUCAUAAAGUUUCUGUUACAAUAGUUAAACUCGAAAUCAUCGACUUUUAUUAAAUCACCGUUAUAAAAAAUGCUCUUUGAUAUCUUUUCAUAUGAUGAAAUGGAAAUAAUUGAUAGCCCCACAGUAAGAAUAGAAUAUGGCCCAUACGAAGCACACGGAGUCAUAAAACAUAGAAUACAAAGAUUGUACGGCUUGAUUAGAAAUUUGGUAGAUUUGGGAUUCGAACUCGACAUACGCAAGGUGGUUCUCAUUAACCGCCUCCAGAUAAUAAUGUACAAUAGAAAAAUAUUCCAAUGCAACAUAAAAAACCUGAAGUUUAAUAUGACCGCCGAAUACGACUUGGUGUGCCAAAGAAUUGUGGAUGCCGUUGUGGAGGCUUCGAAGAGAAUGCAGAUGCAAUCUGAAAAGCAGCUAAGGUCGAUCCAAUUCGUGAAUGAUCCAGAGUAUAGUAUAAAAGAAGAGGAACCGAGCAAGGCAGAGAAGGAAGGAGAAACGGAAGAAUACGAAGAUAUUCACGAGGAUGAAGUUAAUAUUAUGACAGGAGAUACCGACUUGAGCGUUUUAUUUGACUUAAGGAUGGAAACAAUGCAUACAUAAUAUGCCCAACUUCUCCAAUCGUCUUCUCUAAUCUGGGGAAAGAAAUGAUUUAUUUAUUAAAGGAUCAUCAUUUUUAGUUGUUGAUAAAGUUUAGUUUCCUGGGUAAUACUCUUAUGAAGAGUCGGUUUCUCUCAAUUUAGUAAUACAAACAUUUUUUCAAAUAAAAAUCCUUAAAUUAAUUAAGCGUUAAAUUUUCAACGCAGAGAAAUAAAACAACGAUAUAAAUGAACAAAAAACUUCAUUCA
Messenger RNA from Phyllotreta striolata, 940 nucleotides. The record is from the annotation of a GenBank genome assembly. Lineage: Eukaryota; Metazoa; Arthropoda; Insecta; Coleoptera; Chrysomelidae.